AUGAAAAGAAACACAUCGAGGAGUGGAAGCAUUAACUUAUAUAACAACAUAACUGAAAGUCUUUCAAAAUUAAAAACGAUAAUAAAAUAUGAUCAGCAAGAUGAUGUGAAUAAUGGAGGAGAGAUGCAAGAGAAGGAAAUAAAUGAAGCAGGAUGCAGCAAACCAAUUAAAGACAGUCCUCAAAAUACAACUAAGAUUUCGUUCUUGGAUAAGAAAAAAAUUAUAGAUGAUGAUUCUUCUCACAUAGAAAAAAAAGAAAAGAGAAUGAACAAAACGAGUAACAAGGAAAGGGAAAUGCUAAGAAGGAUAGCGAAGGCCAAUUCAUUAAAAAAAAUAGAAAAAAAUAUAAAUCUUUUGCUGAAAUCAGAUGAUGAAGAGAAAUCGGAUGAGGAGGAUUACGAUAGAGUUCACGCCGAUGUGACGCACAGUACCCACGAAAAUAUGGGGAAGGAUCAAAUAGACAUGUCUCUGAUGUCUUCAGACGAUCUUAAAAAGGAAUUUAGUUUUUAUUCUCUGAGUGAAAAGAAUAGUCUCCAUAAAUUUUCUCUUCAAAAUAACGACUUGCUGGAUAUGAGCGGAAUUUCACAAAUAUCGAACAUGUCAAAUGUGUCAAACUUCACAAAACAGCUAAAACACAAAGACGUAGCAAUAAAUGAUAGCAGCUCUUCAGUGAGCUCUUUUACAUUUAAUGGAAAUGCAAGUAAUUUUAUAGCAAGGGAACUGAUUGGAGAAGAGGAGCAUGAAAUAAAUCCAAUUAUUAACAUGAGCAAUGAUAAUUGUGUAAAAAAUUAUAAUAAAAUCAUCGGGGGUGCAACAAAUGAUAUGGAAAAGAGCAUACUGAAUAAAAAAAAAAAAUCAGAUAUAUAUAUAGGCAUAGACAAUAAUAGUAAUAAUAGUGGUACGUAUUAUGAAAACAGUUUAAAAAGUAAUAGGAGCAAUUUAGGAACUAGUCGUCAGAAUACCUUAGAUGAAAGUCAUAGAACAUAUUUUGGUAGUGGAGAUUAUUUUGAUCCAAAUUCAAGUCAGACGAAGGUAGCUAAAAAUACGUUACAUAUUCAGGAACUUUUACAUAAAAAGAAUUCAGAACUGGAUGAAUCGCUUUAUAAUCAAAAAUUCAGUAAAAUAAACUACAGCAAUAACUCCAGUUGGUUAAAAAAUAAGGAAACAAGUUUUCCAGAAAAUAGUCAAAAAGAUAUAUAUAAAAAUUAUAUCAAUCUGAAUAGUAGUAACAGUUUGGGUAAAGUAAUUCUACCGAAUAAUGGGAAUGAUUUGGAUCUGUCGUUUUCUUACAUGAAUGUAAAAUUGGGGGAAGACAUAACAAAUGAACAUGUAAAAACCAAAAAGGUAGAUGAAAAAGGGAAAGAAAACUUACACUACAUGCCAAACAUCGAUUUUGAUAAUAACAUUUUUAAGAAUUACAACAAAGAAAAAAAAUUAAAAGAGGAUAAAACUUGUAACAACAAUUUGGAAAAAAAUUUAUUUACUGAGGACCGAAUGAUGAAUGUACACACCCAUGAUGGUUCAUCUGAUGAUGUUCUAUUGAAAGAUGAAAAGAAUGCCACGCAUCCUAUUAGUGAAGAUGAUGUAAAUAGAAAAAAUGUUAACGAAAUUUACAAAAAAAUAAAUUCUAUUUCCUUGCUAAAUGAUCUUAGUUUAAACAAAUUGGAGAGUCUAAAUAGUAGUAUUAUGGAUAUGUAUAUAAAAAAUAACCAAGAUAAUAAAUUUCUCGAUGAUGUAAUUUUGGAUGAUAGUAUUUUUAUUAAAUCUAGUAGUCUUCACAAGGAAGAAAUAGAUCUGAAUAUGAACAUCCCCCAUGUGGAUAUACCUAAUGAUGAUUAUAAAAAUAAGUUCUCUUUUCCAUCUGAUUUAGAUUCAGCGGAUAGUAUUUUUAAAAUUUCCCUUAGUUGUAAUGAAGUGAUUCUUCCGAACCACCAAAUUGGGGUUCUAAAAAAUGAACAUGUGCAAAAUGGUGUACAUUUAGGAAGUAGCCGAUGCAGAAAAAAAGACACAAAUCUUUUGGAUGAUAAACAAUUCAAUGGUGUAGGAGAAAAGUCAACAUGUGAUGAACCCUCUGGAGAGGUACCACGACGAAGAGGUGCUUCAAACAGCUAUUCGAAGGAAAGAUGUUGCAACAAAAAGGAUGGAACCUUAGAUAACCAUUUGGAUAGAAGUCAACUGGACAGAAUCGAUUUGGAUAGAAGUAAACUGGACAGAAUCGAUUUGGAUAGAAAACAACUAGACAGAAUCGAUUUGGAUAGAAGUAAACUGGACAGAAUCGAUUUGGAUAGAAGUCAACUGGACAGAAUCGAUUUGGAUAGAAACCAACUGGACAGAAUCGAUUUGGAUAGAAGUAAACUGGACAGAAUCGAUUUGGAUAGAAGUCAACUGGACAGAAUCGAUUUGGAUAGAAACCAACUGGACAGAAUCGAUUUGGAUAGAAGUCAACUGGACAGAAUCGAUUUGGAUAGAAGCCAAAUGAACAGAAUCGAUUUGGAUAAAAGCCAACUGAACAGAUGUGAAUUGAGUAAAAGCAAACUGAACAGACAGAAAACUUCGCCCUUGGUAGAUAAAAAUGAUUUGCUAAAAAAUAUAUCUAACCCAAAAUGCAGUUAUAACAAUGAUACAGAAUCAAGGAAAGCGAAAACUUCCAUUUUGUAUAAAAUCCCCCAAUAUACCAGUGAUCUAGAAAUCAGUGGAAGAGACAAAUUUGUGAAUAUCAUCAGUCGAUCUUCUCCUAACAAAACAGAUAUUAUAAAACAUUUUCCAAAAUAUGAAACACAUACUUAUGGUGAUAAAUUAGGGACAAAUGAGUUGGAAAAUUGGAAAACAUUAUUUUUUAACAAUAAAUUUUCUGACAAACUCAAGAUAUUUCGUAACGCCCCAUGUAGAAAUAGCGGAUUAAACGAAUCAUCAAGUCAGAAUUUAAUAGAUGAUCACUUGAAAAUGGAGGAUUCUUUAAAUUAUAUCAAUCAAAAUAAUUCCACUAAAAAUGUUGUUAACACUUAUCCUCAUGUGAUGAAGAUGAAGAAAGAGGAUCUUAUGAAUCCAUUAAAUUCAUCAACAUCUGUUCCACCACAUGAUGAUAAAUCCAGGAAUGCAAUCCAACAUCACAAUAAGAGGAGUACAGCCAUGGGAGCAAUCAGGAGAAAAAGAACCAUAAGUGAUUGUGAAGAGGAAAAUACUAGAGCGGAUAUGUUCAAUUCCAUUGACGAGCAUAGAAACGAAGGGAAUCUGAAUCACGAUAGCAGAAGAAGUGAAUUAUAUGAAAAUAGUACAUAUGACUCGACGAAGGAAAAAUGUACUAAUAUAACUAACGUCGAUGUGAGAGAGAAAAACUUGUUCAUUAGUCGAAGCAAAAGUAAAAGUAGUAAAAAUGAAUGGGGAGAAAUUGAGAAUGUUGAGUGCAACGAGGAACAGAGUGAAAGAGACAUAGUGAGAGAAGGACAAGUUAUUCCGAAAGACAUGGUGCUGCUGGCCAAUUCGAAGAAAGCAAAUGAGGGUAUAAACGGGAUAAGGGGUGCACACGAGGUUAGGAGUAGAAGUAGGAGUGGAAGUAAAAGCAAAAGCAGAAGUAAAAGCAGAAGCAGAAGCAACAGUCAAAGCAGCGGUAGAAGCUCGAGGAACAAUUUCGAACUCCCCAAUGAAGGGGUCGAUAAAAGCUCAAAGAACAACAGCAGAAUGAAGAGCUGCAUAAGUGAAAGUGUCAAUCAAGUUGGAAAUCUCAUUUCUGAAAGUACUAGCUGCAUUGAGCACAUGAACGAAAGUAAAAUUAACGAAUCAACUUUUUCAAAACGAUUUACUAAUGACAAGGGAACCAGAAGAGUAUCUAAUUUGGAAAUCUCGAAUAGAAGAGAAAUUGAAGGAAAUGAAAAUAAACAUGGUUCAAAUAAGAGCAAGGGUAAUUUGGAGGAUUACUUAGUUACAGAAAUGAGAGAAAAUAAAAAUAUUGAAGGAAUGAACUAUUUAUCACAUCAGACUCAGGAUAAUACAAUUAAGCACAGCAAUAUGACUAGCAUGCCAGACAUACUAAACUUUGACGUAGAUAACAACUCUGCCGUUUUUUUUUUUGAUAACAUACAUAAUUCAUCAGAGUAUGAUUCAAUACCUAAGCCUUUGCACAGUUCAUACUUUACUAAUAAGCGAAAAUUUUCUGAUACUAUAAAUGAAGUGACCAGAACAGGUAGCCAAAUGCUGAAUGAAAAACUUGUUUUUUCUAAGGGAAAAACUGGGACAGGAUCUCAGACAAUGCCCAUUAUAGAAAUGCACAAUUUUACCACUCCUUUUAGCAUGUAUGGAAAAACAAAUAAUGACAAUAAUCAUAAUGAAAAUAAAUUUGAAAGGGAUAUAACACUUCACUACACAAUACAAAGAAAGAUGAGUGAUGAAGGAAUUUUAGAAAAAAAUGCACUUUUAGCGAAUCAGUCCAAUUCUUGGAAUGACUUAACAUUAAAUGAAAAAGAAAAAACUCUCUCUAUCGAUCCAAGUGGGAUGAUAAAUCAAAGAAGCAAUUUUAUGAACGAUCCUGUAGUUAAGGAGUAUGAUUAUAACGACAAAUGUAACAACACUGAGAGUAUUAUCAGAAAUGAAGAAUUACAGAAAAAAACAGGUCAUGUUGAUAAAAAUUUUCCGCUUCAUAUUUUCAGCCAGCCGAGCGGAACACUUACAUAUACACAAAAUGACAGAAAAGAAAAGAAUGAAAAAGGGACAACAAAAACUAAUAUACCAAGUGAGUUUAGUAACGAUAUAUUAGAAACGUGUAGCACCAGUUACACUUUUGAAAAAAAUGAAAAGAAAUUUGAGCAGAAAUGUCAAACAGAAAAAUCUGAUGCAUACAUUUUUCAAGGGAAGAAUAAAAUAAGAGACCCUAUAUAUUCAGUUAAGGAAAAAAUGGAAACAAAGUAUGAUUCGAUAGAUAUACUAGACAUGAUAUCAGGAAAUAGAAAUACAUGUAAAGGAAUUGCACCAAAUAAUGAUGCAGAAAAAAAAGAAUUUACUAAAUGUUAUGAUAAAAGAGAUAAUUCAUUUUUGGUACAUGAUGAGACAAACAAUAGAAUGGUCACAUCAUGUACUGAUGAAAUUGGGAAAACAUUUUUUGGAUCACAAAAAGGAUGUAAUAUUUAUACAGAGAAAAAAUUUAGCACAACUGAUUUUAUCUCUCCUAGUAUAGUUGGUUGUAUGAAGGACGAACACAUUGAUAUGAAGAAUCACCAUGAGUACACUGAGUAUGAUAAGACCAACUUUUCCAAGAAUUUCAAUGUAAAUAUGUACUCUCGGAAUGGUGCUAAUUGUAACGACAAUUUUAUUGACGAUCGUUUGUACAAUAAACCAAGUGAGAAUAAUAAAAUAGUGGAUGUCUCGAGGGAGAAGAUUGUAGAAUAUGUGGGAGAGGCAAAUCCUGAGAACAGCAACAAAUGGAAUGUAUACUACAAUCGGAGUGGAGAUAACAAAUGUGCAGAUAAUCAUUGUGCAAGCACGAACAGAUUUAAUGAUCGCGAACAAAAUUAUGCAAGACAGAGUAUAAACGGCCGUGCAUAUACUGUUAUGGAAUAUGAAAAUUAUUUAGAUAAUCUCAUGGAGGAUAGAAACAAGUCCAACAAAGGUAAUAUUCAUGAUUAUCACUAUGAUAAGGAUUUCAGUUUGGGUAAACGGGAAGAUCAUUCAUAUUGGAGUGAUUACAAUUCUCAUUUGAUUAAUAAUGAAGAGCGUUGUGGAAUCAAUGAAUAUAAUGAAGGUUCAUGUCUCAAUUCUAUUAAGACACAGAAGGAGGCACAUCAUAAGAGCGACGUUUGCAGCGGGAGAGACAUGCACUAUAGGAGAGACAAAGGAAAAGACACCAUUCUGAAUUUCACUGAGAUAAAUACUAGACAACAAGAAAAUGAUGAUGAUAAUUUUCAAACAAAACAGAACUCACUAAAUGGAAAAUUUUUGUAUGAAAAGCUGGAACCCUCAGAUAUGCUUCAGUCGCAUGGUAUAAACAAUCCAAAGGAGGAAGUUACAAAAUUGAAUGCACAUCUAAGCAGAGACGAAAAAGAAGUUCAUUCAUGUGACAUUCCUACUAGGGAAGAAGCCGCUUAUGGCAGCAGAAAAGACAGUGUAUUGCACAAGGUUAACGAGAAAAUAACCAUGUCCAAUUUUUCACGAGAUCGAGCUCAUUCUACAUAUGUUGAGCAUCAGAAAGGGAGAAGCAGAUGUGAAGAUCAGAGAGAAAGAGGCAGGUGUGAAGAUCAGAGAGAAAGAAACACAUAUGCAGAUGAAGAAUUUUCAAAAAAACAGCUAACACAGGAUUAUGCGAACGAUAAAAGUGAAAAUAGAGAUGCAAAUUAUUCUUUCAAACUAAUGGAAAAAGGAGGGAAUUCCACAAGAAGGAGGAACGUAGAAAACAAUACAUCGAAUCUUUAUCAGUUAAAAGAAAAAGAAGGAAUCGAAUCAGCUAUGUUCCAACAAAAGUACAGUAAAAACGUCUCACGAUAUCAUGAAGACACGAGUAAUGAACAGACAUAUCAUACUAAUAAAUCUUUUCAAAAUGAUAAUCCAAACUUUGGCCAUUUCGACGAAAUAAUGAGAAAACAAGGAUAUGUGAAUAGCUGCAUGGAAGGUAAUAAUAGAGAAAGACACGUCUCUAAUAGGAGGCUUGAAAUAAGAGAAACUUUGCACAAACAUGAGUCUGGAAAAUUGACUGGAGAGUUUGCUGGAGAGUUUGCUGGAGAGGUAGCUGAAGAAUUGACUGGAAAAUUGACUGGAGAGUUGGCUGAAGAAUUGACUGGAAAAUUGACUGGAGAAUUGACUGGAAAAUUGACUGGAGUGUUGGCUGAAGAAUUGACUGGAAAAUUGACUGGAGAGUUGACUGAAGAGAUGAUUAAAGAGGAAGAUGCAAAGUAUAUCCCAAAGUGUGUCUCUGACAUCGAUUACCCAUACAGUACUCAGGACGAUGGAACAUGUGGAGAAAGGUAUGAAGAAAAAUACAACAAUAGGUAUGGAGAAGAAUUCGGAAAAGAGUAUCUCGACCCAUGCAACAAGCCAUAUGAAGAACAGCAUGAUGAGCGGUGUGAACAUCGCUACAGAGACGGGCAUAACCCCAGGAAGCAGAUCACAAAGAAACAUGAAAAUGAUCACGCCCACAAAAAAUAUUAUAUUGAGGAAGAGGAGAAUGAAGGAAAGAUUAUCUUGACACCUUCAAACAGAAUAGAAAAAUCUAAAAGGGAUAAACAUAGUAUGGAAGAAAAAAGCAUUCCCAAUUAUUUACCUUGCCAUUCAGAAUUUCAUUCAGCAAAUAUGCCAAAUAGGAUGUAUGUCAAAUCGUAUACAUCUUACUUAGAUAACAAAGGUGAUAAUAUAUACAAAGGAAAGAACACACAACUGUUAAAAUGUGAAAAAGGAAAUAUAAAAACCGAUAUCAUUUAUAACUAUGAGGAUUCUAGUUCAUUAUCAAAUAAUAUGAUGGGACAUGUGAAAUAUGAUUUUCAUUGUUCUAGAUAUGAUACGAAAAAAAUAGGGAAUUCUCACAAAUGUGAACAUUAUAUUGAUGAAUGUAAUGCAAACGAAGCGGUUAAAUGUCACACAAAAUAUAUUCAGAAGGAGAAACAUAAAAAAAAGUCGGGUGACACAAUAGCAAAUAAUCAUUUUGAUGAAUCAAGACAUGAAAGUAAUUAUGUUGAUAAGACACAACCGUUCCAAUUCAAUGAAAUGAAAGGUAGUCCAAAUCCAUUACAUUAUAAAGUGAUAAAUGAGCAUGAUAAAAAGGAAAUGUGUUACAAAAUUGACGAUAACAUUAGAAAGGAGAAUAAAAAAUGGAAUUGUAGAGGUGCAAAAAAUGAGCUACCUUUUAGAAAAGCCAACACAAACUAUGAGAAUUAUAAAGUUUCUUCUGAAAUGUGUAAUACUUAUGAUUAUCAUACAUUUAGACAUUCUGAGGGAGAUACAUUGUAUAGGUGUGGCAUGCCAAGAGAUGAUUUAAAAAAUGAUCUUACAGGAAAAGGUAGUGGUGGUAAUGGUAGUAGUGGUAGAAGUGGUAGAAGUGAAAAUUAUAACGAAGUGCUUUAUGAAUUAUUUCGAGAAAAUAUGGAUAGUCAGGGAAAUGAAAAGAACAGACAAGUGUUAAAUAAAAUUAUGGAUGUCAUGAUGAAUAUACAGAACGAUUUGAAGGAUGUAAAAUACAAGCUAAGUAAAAAAAAAGAAAGAGAUUCUGGGGAAUGUAAAAUGGCCGAUUCAGCUCUUAUUGCAGAGGAAACUAAAAAUUUGAAUUUACAGAAGAUCAACGAUCUGAGUCAGCCCAAGGACAAUCAUCAGGACUAUCAGAAAUUAAAGGAAGAUGAUAAAAGGAACACAGUGGUAAGUAAUGAAUGGAUCGUUGGUGAAAAGGAGCGAGCCAUAUUUGCUCAAAAUGAGAAAUCUAAAAUUGGAGAAACGGGACAAGCCAUAUUUUCUCAAAAUGAGAAAGUCAUUCAUGAAGAAGAAAAUCCACCCAAGUGCAAAUCACCAAGAAAGAAAGAACUGAACGAAAGUCUACAUUUGAUUUUAAAAAAUUUGAAUUAUGAAUAUAUAAAAGACUCAACAAUUAGCAAAUCCAAUAGGCUAUAUUUAUUCAGCAAAUUUUUUACAUCUCUUUUUCAUGAACAUAAUAAGAAGACACAUAAUUUUAUUAUGUUUAAUAUAUAUAACACAGAACAGAGAAGACAAACACACAAGGUUUCUCUUUUUUUAGAAAAAGAUUACAACAAUAUUUACAAUUUAGCUUAUAACAAUUUAUUAUUUUAUUCAUUUGAUUGUUAUAAAUUUUACAAAUAUAUAAAAAAUAAAUUUCAAGAGAAUUAUAAAAUAUAUGAAAAUUCUACUCUAUGUCUUUAUAUAUAUAAUAAUUAUGAAACAAAUUUAAUUAAUCGAUUAUUUAUUGAACAGAAUAAUUUACAUAAAAAUAAAUUUGUGCUAAAUGAUAAAAGAAUUCUAAAGACCUGUACAAAAUAUAUUGUAGAUUCAUUUUUGUCUCUUCUAGACAAACAAGCAAACAUUAAAAAUGUUAUUCCUUUCAUGAAGAAGAGAGAUUAUGAAAUCGACCAAAGAAAUUUAUACUUCUUUAUCGCCAAAUUUAAUUUGAUGGAUAAAAUUAUUAGUGAUUCUCAUGGGUUUGAAUGUAAUAAGAAAGUCUAUGAAAAACAUUAUUCCAAUGUUAAAAAUUUUGCCAUUUUUUUUAAGUAUAUAAAUGACGCAUCCAAUUUUUAUGAUUCCUUCAUUGAGCCUGAGAAACCUGAACCACACAAAGAUGAAGAAUCUCCUGUCACUAUUCCUUCCACAAAUUCACCCUCUUCCGUUACUCCUUUCACUGUGAUAAAUGCAAAGACAGAUCAAAAACACAAAGGAGACAGAAGAAGCUAUAGGCUUAUCAUUGUGGCUUUACAUAAAGGGAAAUCAUACAAAUAUGAUAAAGCACCCUUUCAUAAUUUUAUAAAAACGAGAGAAAAUGAUAUGUACUACUAUUAUGAUAAUUAUGAUUCCAUGACCUUUGGAAAUGGCGAAGUGAUACUCUUUAACUUGUCAUAUGCAGUUCCUUUUUAUUACAUAGAGUAUAACAGGAAUUAA
This is a messenger RNA of Plasmodium gonderi, 9573 nucleotides long. RefSeq lists its product as hypothetical. NCBI's taxonomy places the organism in Eukaryota, Apicomplexa, Aconoidasida, Haemosporida, Plasmodiidae. The transcript has a single exon. The record is from RefSeq and is a predicted model, not a curated record. Bases 1 to 9573 code for a protein of 3190 amino acids.